Chelonia mydas (Green sea turtle) is the source of this 4532-nucleotide messenger RNA. RefSeq names its product transport and golgi organization 6 homolog (gene TANGO6). The record is from RefSeq and is a predicted model, not a curated record. Gene Ontology annotation, biological process: protein secretion. The transcript is spliced from 19 exons. NCBI's taxonomy places the organism in Eukaryota, Metazoa, Chordata, Testudines, Cheloniidae. Bases 67 to 3462 code for a protein of 1131 amino acids.
AGUCUGACCCUCCCAAGAUGGCGUCUCGGUGCGCUAUUGUGCGCAGGCGCAGUGGGCGCGGGCGCUAUGGCCGGGAGUUUGAAGCUGGAGCGGGUGGUGGAGGCGCUGGCGCUGCUGAUGGGGAGGCCCGGAGGAGGCACCGGAACAGAUUCAGGUUCUCUCCAGGCGGCAAAACAUGCAGAUCUGCUCGAAACCUUAAACUCCAACUUGGCUGCUUUAGAGGAAAAGCUUGGUCAGGAUCCCCAGUGGAAUGAACUGUGGAGCUUGAGAGCUGAAGUCAGAGAGCAGGCUGUUUGGCUAGAAAGCUCUACAGAUGUGACCUGGAGUUUUACUUGUCAAGUCCUGCUGUUACUGCUGAGUCUGAAAAAGCGCAUGAUCAUCUUAGCUGCUGCUUACCAUCCAGCCAAACCAAACCCUAGGACCGCUGAAGCUGCUCCAGCUCUCAGCCCUGACACGCUCAGCAUCUCCCAGCAGAAGACUGUUCAGUCUGCAUUGCAGUUUGUGAUUACCUUGGGCCUUUGUCCAUAUCUCUUGCCUGGGGUUGGAAUCCCGCUGAAGCACAGGACAGAGUUCAGUGCUGUUGUUCAAGAUGUGGUAUCUCCCAACGCUUCCCCCAGUGCAAUGCAUAGGCUCUACGGCAGCUGUACUGCACUGCUGCAGAUUGCACAGCACCCAUCUUUAGGCAACCUCAUCCUUACCCGCCACCUUGGGGACCUCAUAGCAGGUCUGUGCCAGCUAGGAUUCUGCCCGACCAAAGGAAAGGGUGAGCAAGCCAGGCCAUUGGAGCAACUAAAGGGCCUUACAGAAGAGCAGAGAACCCGUAGCAGGGAGGCCUUGAAGAGUGUGUUGGAUCGAGUCUACCAACCGCUAGUAGUCCAGGAACUGCUUGUUCUUCAGGGUGGAUCCAAACAGUGCUUGCAGUCCCCUGGACAAGAGGUGAAGCAGCCCCUUGCCCAAGCUCCAGCUUGGCUUCGGCGUCUCUGUGGACAGCUGCUCUCGGAGAGGCUCAUGAAACCCAGUGGGGUUCAGGCUGUGGUCCGGGGCAUCAUGGAGGGAGCAGGAAUCGGGGUAGCUGGUGGCAGUGGCGCUGAAGCAGCAGCUGCAGACUGGAGAAAGUGUGACAUGGUUGCUAGGAUCUUGGCUUCCUGUCCUCAGCAGUCUCUGUCCCUGGAGGAUUACUACCGGCAGGUGUGCCCACAGAUUCUAGACUUGUUGCAUAUUCAGGAUACGCUGACGGCACACCAGUUCCAGAGAGUUGCCACCACUUCCCUUCUCACUAUGGCCAGAGAAUGCCCUCAGCUGGCAGGGAAAUAUUUGCUCCAUCCCAUGCUAGCGCCGCUUCUCCAAUGCUGGGAUAUGGCAGAGAUGGCAAUGGAAGACUUACCAGCAGGGACUGUGCUGGUGAAAGAGGCAGAGCUCAGCCGCUGCGUGGAAGAUGUGUUCAAGGUGUAUGUGGUUGGGAAUGAGCCCUCUGACGUGUUGCUGGAAUCCUUGCAGCCAGCUCUGGGAGUGAUUUUCUCUCUCUAUUGUUUCACCAAGCAGAACGUGUCACACUUACGCUCACCAUGCCAGGAGAUUUUAUUAUGGGUCUUGGAGAAGUCAGAGAGAGAGGUGGCGCUCUCCAUGCUGGAAGGGUUUACAGGACUGGGUAGAACCAUGCAGUUUCUCCAUCCGCUGUGCCAGUUUCAAGUAGCUGGUGGAGGUGGUGCCAUGAUCACUGUCAAAGAGACCAUCAGCGAUGAGGAGGAGGAACUCUACCAGAAGGUCUCCUCGGAGCAGUGGCAGAUGGAGCAGUUGGUGGCCCUGUUGACUCUCUGCCAGAAGAGCGGCUUAGCUGGAGACUUCUUCAUCUGCUGCUUAAAGGAGCUGACUCACGUGGCUGCAAACGAUGAGGCCGGCUUGGAUGACGAUCCCCUCUCCUGUGAGAGUCUGGUGGAGCUGGAGCAAUACCGCAGUCAGCAUCUCAUGGGGCAGAAGAAGCAGCUGCUUGUUCUGCAGCUGGUGGCCAUGCUGUGUGAGCGCGUCUCAGACACCGUGUUCACAGACAUUGUACAGGUGGUGGAAUUUGUGGCAGUUACAUUGCAGCGGGCAUGUGCAAGUCUUGCCCAGGGUUCAGAGGGCACUGUGGAAGCGCAGACUUUGAGCAUGUCCAUGGGACUAGUGGCUGCCAUGCUAGGAGGGGCAGUGCAGCUGAAAUCGGGUGACUUUGCCAUCCUAAAGCAGUUGGUGCCCCUGUUGGAGGAGAUCUCCCGCAUUCAUCCUGAACCUGUCAUCCAGGAGCUUGCAGCUGAUCUGCGCAUCACCAUCUGUACUCAUGGAGCCUUCUCCACCCAAACUGUUGGCACUGCUGCCCAGAGCACCCUGGGGGGAAAAAUAGGGUCAAGCAGGUCAGGAGGACAGACCCACACAAACCCCACAGAAAGACCUGAGGACAAAACAGCCGGGCUCAUCCUGGGACAGCCACAGAGUAAUGAAAAUUGCAGCCACACAAACAACAGCCUGACCAGUAACCCCAGUCCUAAAGGAAAGAAUGGGGAAUCCACUGUGCAGAAAGAGUGCCCCGUUGGGACUCCUACAGCAGACCACACCCCACAACAGCUUCAGGAGCUCCUCUUAUCAGCCUAUGACCCGGAAAUCCCAGUACGAGCAGCUGCCCUGCGGCGUCUUUCCCGUUUGUUAGAGCAGAGGGAUCCAGACGGACUAAAGGCUCAGGAGAAACUCCUCAAGACUUGCCUACAAGAUGGAGAGAAAAGCUGCUUCCCCACAGAUCACACAGGGCCUUGCUUGCAACUCCAGCUUGACCACAACGUUUUCUUGGAAAAUAUGGAACAUGAGGACUCCUUUGUGUACCUUUCUGCUAUUCAAGGUGUUGCCCUUCUGUCAGAUGUGUACCCAGAGCAAAUCCUCCCCUGCCUACUGGCCCAGUAUGGCUGCACUUCACCAGGCACCACAGGACCCCAGACUGCAGAGACCAGGAUGAAAGUGGGAGAGGUGCUGAUGCGGGUAACCCGGGCACUGGGGGACAUGAGCUGCCAGUACAGAGCUCCUCUGAUUCAUGCCUUCCUGAGAGGAGCAAGAGACCCGGAUAGCACCCUGAGGGCUAGCAGUCUGUCCAACUUGGGAGAGCUGUGCCAGAGACUUCACUUCCAGCUGGGCUCCGUGAUUCAAGAGGUGACCUCCUGUUUGACAGCCGUAGUUAAGUCAGAUGGCGAGGCUGAAGUCCGAAGAGCUGCGGUCCAUGUGGUGGUGAUGCUGCUCCGUGGGCUCGGUGAGGAAGUGACUGAGGUUCUCAGGGAUGUGCUGCGGGAUCUCUACCGCCUGCUGAAGUCAGUGGUGGCUUCUGACCGGGAUGAGGUCACCGUGCUUCACGCUCAGCUGGCCUUGGAGGAGCUCGAUGACAUCAUGAGGAGGGUCUUGUUUCCCCCCCAAACGCUAGAAAAGAAGCUCGUGGUCCUGCCUUAGCAGGACAACAGGCCAGCAGGGUCGAGUGCCCCCAGCACGACUUCCAAGCCGACUCGCACCUGCUUGUCUAUGCCAGCACGCAGUGCCAGGAGAGGCCGGAUUCCUGCGUCUCACGGCCUCGUCUCUCGUCCCCUUCUGCCUCCCGGUUUGCUGAGAGCAUUUAACACACUGUAGGAUGUGCUUAGAAUUUGCUAGUCCUCCAGAGGCUCCUGCCCCAGCCUGUGUGACUUGGGGCCUGCCAGUAUGUGUUCUGGCCUGUCUGCCUCGGCUAUGAAUGAGGCCACAUGGAAUCUGCAAGAAAUCAGAAAGUCACAGUGAGGGCUCCCUGCCUGUGCAGCAUUGCUCAGGGCUGGCACAGCCACGCGUGGCAGCUUCUCUCACUGACGAGCAUGCCAGGAACUCAUGCAGGGAGUCGCUUUUAAAACCAAAACCAAACUUGUACGGAACCCAAAGGCAGGGCAGGAAAAGCUCCCCACCUGUGAAGAAUCCAUUUGCUCUGCCUUCCGUUCAUGUUUAACGGGACAGCUGCCAAUGAAACCACUGGCACGUCACAGGGAGGAGGCACUGGCAUCGGGGUGGCUCUGGCCCAGGUACAUCCCAGAGAGUUCAACCGGCCUGCCAGGUGCAGAGCCCCCCCUGCCCCCCAUGUGCUCAGACUGGGGGGACUCGCUGCUCAAAAUGCAGAGACCUUAUUCCAAACAACAGCCCCUCUCCACGCCCGUGGGACUGGCUCCUCGGCGAGAGGUGAAACGCAGGGACUGGGAGUCCGCUCUCAGGUUCCCUCCCUGCAUUUCACCGUGGUGCGUGUUGCUCUGCACUGCUGUUCACUCCCGUUUCACUGGGGGCUCUCCGGCAUUAGCACUGUGCUGCAGGGCUGGGUUUCAAAUACCUUUCCGGGGGAAUUAUUUACAAAACCUCCCCCAUGAGCCCCCGCUGCGGUGCCUGGCGCGGGUGGGGUAUCUUUGACGUUGUUUUUAACAAUACCUAAAGUGUGGGCCAACCUUGUGGUGGCAGGGCCCCCUGAGCUGGCUAUAAAGGACCUCUGUCAAUGUCACGACCUGUAAAGUCAA